This is a messenger RNA of Gongylonema pulchrum, 222 nucleotides long. Lineage: Eukaryota; Metazoa; Nematoda; Chromadorea; Rhabditida; Gongylonematidae. The record is from the annotation of a GenBank genome assembly.
UCGGACGGAGCGGAUAGUCUAACUGUAGAUGUAAAUUCAACCGAAUGUCUGAACAGUCCGAGUAGGCGAUCGAACACCGAUGAAAGCUGGAGUAUUUGUUCAAGCACACACGUUGAAUUACAGGAAUUAAAUGGCGAAUCGAACGAUGGACCACAGACGCCAAAAGCUGAUUCGACGAAUUUAUCAGACAGAAGCGAUGGUUGGGUGAACUGGGAUGAGUGA